AGCGAGGGAAUGCGCACGCGCGUGUAUACCGGGAAACAAGGUGGGAGCGAAGGAGAACGCACGCCCGUAUAUACCGGGAAAGAAUAUGGGAGCGAGGGAGUGCGCACACGCCCGUAUAUACCGGGAAACAAGGUGGGAGCGAGGGAGUGCGCACGCCCGUAUAUACCGGGAAACAAGGUGCAAGGGAGGAGUGCGCACGCGUGUAUAUACCGGGAAACAAGGUGGGAGCGAGGGAGUGUGCACGCGUGUAUAUACCGGGAAACAAGGUGGGAGCGAGGGAGUGUGCACGCACGUAUAUUCCGGGAAACAAGGUGCGGGCGAAGGAGUGCGCACGCGCGUAUAUACCGGGAAAGUGGGUGCGAGCGAGCGAGUGCGCGCACACGUAUACCGGGAAAGAGGGUGCGAGCGAGGGAGUGUGCGCACACGUAUACCGGGAAAGAGGGUGCGGGCGAGGGAGUGCGCACGCACGUAUAUACCGGGAAACAAGGUGGGUGCGAGGGAGUGCACGCGCCCGUAUAUACCGGGAAACAAGGUGCGGGCGAGGGAGUGCGCACGCCCGUAUAUUCCGGGAAACAAGGUGGGAGCGAGGGAGUGCGCACGCGUGUAUAUACCGGGAAACAAGGUGGGAGCGAGGGAGUGUGCACGCCCGUAUAUUCCGGGAAACAAGGUGGGAGCGAGGGAGUGUGCACGCGUGUAUAUACCGGGAAACAAGGUGGGAGCGAGGGAGAACGCACGCGCGUAUAUACCGGGAAACAAGGUGGGAGCGAGGGAGUGCGCACGCGCGUAUUUACCGGGAAAGUGGGUGCGAGCGAGGGAGUGCGCACACACGUAUAACGGGAAAGAGGGUGCGAGCGAGGGAGUGUGCGCGCGCACGUUUACCGGGAAAGAGGGUUCGAGCGAGGGAUACCAGGAAAGAGGGUGCGAGCGAGUGUGAGAGUGUGCACACACACAUACCGGGAAAGAGGGUGCGAGCGAGGGAGUGUGCGCGCACACGUAUACCGGGAAAGAGGGUGCGAGCGAGGGAGUGUGUACACACGUAUACCGGGAAAGAGGUUGCGAGCGAGGGAGUGUGCUCACACGUAUACCGGGAAAGAGGGUGCGAGCGAGUGUGCACACACAUACCGGGAAAGAGGGAGUGUGCACGUGUGUGCAGACAGGAAAAGGGAGUGCGCGUGUGUAUUCCAGCAAAGGGAGC
This is a messenger RNA of Chiloscyllium plagiosum (whitespotted bambooshark), 1195 nucleotides long. NCBI's taxonomy places the organism in Eukaryota, Metazoa, Chordata, Chondrichthyes, Orectolobiformes, Hemiscylliidae. The record is from RefSeq and is a predicted model, not a curated record.